CAGCUGAUUAUUUUGUGUCACAGCAUGGCAUCGAACGCAGUGACGGCGAUGGCGACGUUGAGCCCGCGCGAUAAGGUUCUUACCGAAGACAACGUCUUCACGAACCUGCGUAAUAUGGAGUACACGGUGCGCGGACCCCUCUUCAUCAGAGCAGUGGAGAUCGAAAAAGAGUUACAAAGAGGUAUUGAAAAACCCUUCAAGGAGGUGAUUAAAGUAAAUACUGGCGACGCUCACGCGAUGGGUCAGCAGCCCAUUACAUUCCUGCGACAGGUGCUCACCCUCACGGUCUCGCCGAAUCUGCUCAACGAUCCGAGCUACCCGGAGGAUGCAAAAGAUCGCGCCCGGAUGGUCCUGGGGAAUUGCAAUGGUGGCAGUGUGGGCUCGUACUCAGAGACCAGGGGCAUCGAAUAUAUUCGCAAGCACGUCGCGCAAUACAUUCAGGAACGCGACGGCGGUAUCCCCUGCGAUUACAACAACAUUAUCCUCUCGAACGGCGCUUCUAUCGGUAUCAAGUCAUUUCUGAAUCUAUUUAACGAAAGGAUUAACGAUAAACCAUCCGGCGUGCUGAUUCCAAUUCCGCAGUAUCCUCUGUACUCGGCAACCAUAGCGGAGUAUGGUCUCGCUCAGAUCGGGUAUUAUCUGGAUGAGGAUAACAAGUGGUCGUUAGAAGUCAGAGAGUUGGAACGAGCAUUAAAAGAAGCUGAGGAUACGUGUAAUCCCCGCGUGUUGGUGAUAAUUAAUCCUGGUAAUCCGACCGGCCAAGUAUUGACUCGCAAAAACAUCGAAAAUGUUAUCCGCUUCGCCCAUAAACAUCAUCUAUUUUUAUUGGCCGACGAAGUCUAUCAGGACAACAUAUACGACAAAAACAGCGCAUUCCAUUCCUUCAAGAAGGUCAUAAUAGAGAUGGGUGAACCGUAUUCGAAAAUGGAACUCGCAUCGUUUAUGUCCAUCUCGAAAGGAUAUAUGGGUGAGUGCGGGAUCCGUGGCGGUUACGCUGAAUUCAUCAACAUGGAUCCGAAAGUGAUGAAGGUGCUGUUGAAGUCGAUUUCUGCGACGCUGUGUCCUACCGUGCUCGGCCAGGUUGUAAUGGAUGUUGUGGUGAAUCCACCGCGACCGAAUGAGCCAUCGUACGAGCAGUUCCAGAAAGAGAAGGAAGAGAUCUUGCGUUCACUUGCGGAAAGAUCGCAGCUCGUCAACGACGUCCUCAAUAGUAUUCCAGGAUAUAAGGCGAAUCCGCCGAUGGGUGCGAUGUACGCGUUUCCACGCUUCGAGCUGUCGUCGAAGAUGAUUGAGGCGGCGCGAGCAAGAGGCCUGGAACCAGACGUCUUCUACGCGUUCGAACUAUUGGAGAACACCGGGAUUUUAGUGCUCCCGGGCUCGUGCUUUGGCCAGAUACCUGGUACGAAUCAUUUCCGCACUACGAUACUGCCGCAAAAGAAAAAAAUCAAAACGAUGCUUGAAGCACUGAAGCAGUUCCACAUCAAAUUUCUUGAGGAAUACAUUUAAAUAAUGUAUUUCCGGUUAAGAGAAAAUCGACAAAUUAUUAA
Molecule: messenger RNA, 1547 nt
Organism: Cyphomyrmex costatus
Lineage: Eukaryota; Metazoa; Arthropoda; Insecta; Hymenoptera; Formicidae
Product: alanine aminotransferase 2
Exons: 5
Coding region: 25-1506 (493 amino acids)
Biological process (GO): biosynthetic process
Molecular function (GO): transaminase activity; pyridoxal phosphate binding
Source: RefSeq, a predicted model, not a curated record